GAUUGUUUUCUUCUUUUGAUUCACGCUAAAUCGAUUCCAUUUGAGUGAAGAAUUCUGUGAAUUGAAUUGUAGUUUGCCUCUGCAAUGCUAUGUUUCUGAUAAGAUUAAGGUUACUGAUAGCCAAUGUAUAAUAAUUUCUUAUGCGCAUGGGUCUCUCAGGUUUCGCUUCUUUUUCUAUGUAGCUGUGUUAAGUAUAUUCAAUGGAUCUCUGCGUCUUCCCUUUUUUAGGUGUUAAUGAAUGUCUUCGUGCUACUGAUUAGAUUUUGUGACUCAAUUACUGUUCGAGAUUUUGAUUCGUUUUGAGAUUAGAACCCUUUUAUGCAGAUUUAGCCUAUCGAUGCUCUACCAAAUCACUUAGCUAGUUCGAUGUUAUUGGCAAUGGUUGUUUUCAUGAUUUUCCUAUGCCUUGUGAAAACUUGAUGCCUAUGCCUUGUGAAGAUAACAGUGUGGAGCAUCACACCGUAGCUUCAAAGGCCUAUUCGAAUCCGUUUACACAAAUAAUCGGUUCACACGAAGAUGUCCAUGGAAGAGACGAAGAAGAAGAAGAAGAAGAAAUCAUCAACAAAGAGCGAAUUCGAGUUCUGCAAGGUAUGCCGAUUGCAUCACGACCAAGGCCCACGCCACAAGUACUUCCCUCGCCACAAAGACUCCCUCUCUGCUUUCCUCGAUCGAUUCAGAUCCAAAGUAGCCGACGUCAGAUUCUUCCUUAAGAACCCUAGCGUUCUACGCCCCCAAGAGGAAUCACAAAACCGUGUAUGGUGUGUCUUCUGCGAUGAGGACAUUGUCGAGCUCGGUAGCUCAUUCGCCUGUUCUAAGGCAAUCAAUCACUUUGCAAGUCCCGAUCAUCAUAAGAAUAUCAAGCAAUUUCUCUGGAAAUAUGGCCCGGCAAUGGAUUGCAUAGAUGAUUUCCUGAUUUCAGAAGCUGAUGUAGCUAAGUGGGGGAAAAAAUGCAAGGCGUUGAGAAAUAAAGGGUCAUGUGGACAGCUUUCCGGGACAUCUAAUGAUAUCCACAAUAAACUUGAGUUUGAAACUAUGGAUAGAAUUGAAAAACCAUCUGCACAACAUAUAAAUUCAAAUCACCCAAAUGAUGUUAUGCCUUUACUGUAUAAUACGAAUGAGUAUCAGAUAUCAAAUUCAGAGUUUCCUGGAGUUGCACAUUAUGGUUCACAUCUGAACGUGAAUGCUUCUCAUCUCCCUCUAUAUGCUGAUCCGCUGAGACAUCUACCAGGGAACGAGUUUGGCGAACAUUGCAUUGCUUUUACAGGCAAGGAUUACUCCGGCAAUGGUAACUAUUGCACCCAAGAGAAUUAUCAGAUGCGUCAGGAUAAGAAACAAAUUGAGGGCAGUUACAGUUCUCCAGGUGUGGUUGGAAUGUCUAGCAUUUCUUCCUCACAUUCCAGCGAUGAUAGCGGGAACGUUCACUCUGGAGCUCCUCCUCCGUGGCUAAAUGUAAAUGAUGGGAAUAUCUCUAGUGUUGAACUAAACCAAUCAGAAAUGACCAGAUUUCAGGAAAAGAGGCCUGUAAAGACUUGUAAGCUGAACCCUAAUAGGGUUGGCGCUGCAUGGGCUGAAAGGAGAAAGAUGGAGAUGGAGAUGGAGAAGAGGGGACAGGCAAUGAGUAGCAACACUGAUGCAGACUGGCUUCCAAACUUUGGUCGAGUUUGGCAAUCAGGCACUCGUAAAGAAUCUAGGAAAGAAUUUGAGAAGGAAAAACGGAAGUUAGUCAAAACUGAAAGCAUCUCUGUCGAAUCAGAACCAGUCCAAAUACAGCCGUACAUUAGCAAACGAGCGCGAAGAGAGAAGAGUAGUGAGUGAUGAUUGUGGCUGACAUUCGAAGGGGAAACAAGUACGGACGACGGAUCAUUCAUGUAGAAAUUGAAUAGUCCCCUUUGCUUAGGAUGCUGCUCAAUUGUAUCUUGUUUUUCAUGUCGAGCUGUGAAAUGUGAUACUCUUUUGAAAGUAGUGUAAGAAAAUGGAUACGAUUUUGUUUUUGUGCGGGAAUCCUAAAGGGUGAAAGUUUCACGAAGCUUAUGCAGUAAUAAAAAUAUAUCAUUGAG
Eutrema salsugineum is the source of this 2057-nucleotide messenger RNA. Its product is annotated as TITAN-like protein. NCBI's taxonomy places the organism in Eukaryota, Viridiplantae, Streptophyta, Magnoliopsida, Brassicales, Brassicaceae. Bases 517 to 1815 code for a protein of 432 amino acids. The transcript has 7 exons. The record is from RefSeq and is a predicted model, not a curated record.